GACCACAUAGCCUGCUCUUCCCUGCACCAGGUCCAGCCUCUGAACCAUGAGUUCUCAGCAACAGAAGCAACCUUGCACCCCACCCCCCCAAAUUCAGCAGCAGCAGGUGAAACAGCCCUGCCAGCCUCCACCCCAGGAGCCAUGUGCCUCCAAAACCAAGGAACCAUGCCACCCCAAGGCUCCUGAGCCCUGCCACCCCAAGGCUCCUGAGCCCUGCCACCCAAAGGCUCCAGAACCCUGCCACCCCAAGGCUCCAGAGCCCUGCCCCUCGACCAUCACCCCAGCACCUGCUCAGCAGAAGACCAAGCAGAAGUAAUAUGCUCCACAGCCAUGCCCUGAGGAGUGACCACUGGAUGUUGAAUCACCUUUCCGUUCUGCUUCUGAGCCCCACUUGCCAUUAGCAUGCUGUCAGUCUGAGCCACAG
Messenger RNA from Condylura cristata (star-nosed mole), 424 nucleotides. Its product is annotated as cornifin-B. NCBI's taxonomy places the organism in Eukaryota, Metazoa, Chordata, Mammalia, Eulipotyphla, Talpidae. Bases 47 to 316 code for a protein of 89 amino acids. The record is from RefSeq and is a predicted model, not a curated record. The transcript is spliced from 3 exons.